Messenger RNA from Liolophura sinensis, 2849 nucleotides. Its product is annotated as neuronal acetylcholine receptor subunit alpha-10-like. NCBI's taxonomy places the organism in Eukaryota, Metazoa, Mollusca, Polyplacophora, Chitonida, Chitonidae. Bases 404 to 1999 code for a protein of 531 amino acids. Gene Ontology annotation, biological process: monoatomic ion transmembrane transport. Gene Ontology annotation, molecular function: acetylcholine-gated monoatomic cation-selective channel activity; transmembrane signaling receptor activity. The transcript is spliced from 7 exons. The record is from RefSeq and is a predicted model, not a curated record. Gene Ontology annotation, cellular component: postsynaptic membrane.
AAAAAACGCAUUAGGGAUUACUCGAAUGGCUUUUGAGACUGGGUGCCUUAGUCAAUAACUGGACGGAGCGAUAAGGUAGAGAAGAUAGCGUGUUGGCAAGGCGCGGAUGGCAGGCGGAGGAUGCGAGUCGAAAUCGCGAUGCUUACAUUGACUUGUAUCCCGUCAGCUGUGCUUUCCCCUGGCUCGGCUCAGCAUGUCAGGCUGUGUUUAUCCUGUGAUACUGGACCGGUACCACUAGACAACACGUAGUUAACAUUCUCCCCAGGCCACUUUUACCUUCCCCGCGUGGCCCAGCAAAGGCGAACGGAUAGUAAGACAGAGGGCACAUCUACUCAAAUGACAGCUUCAGCAACCAACUAUCCCAUCUUCUGACACUGUUCGCUCGGCAUUACAGUCGUUGGCUAUGAAGGCGCUUUGGUGUGUGGCGCUUGGUGCUCUUCUAGCCAUUAUUAUGAAAUCUGUAAUAGGCAAAGCAGAAAUGAACGCAAAAUAUGGUGAGAAUGACUAUCUCAAACCGGACAACUUUCCAUCUGUGAAGUGGAUUCCGUCCAAUGACAUCGAGGAGAGGAUACCGGAUGAGCAGAAACUGAUGAUGUAUCUGACUCGGGGGUACGAAAAGUCCGUGAGACCCGUGAGAAAUGCCUCCACCCCAGUCAUCGUCCACAUGGGACUCACACUCACACAGAUUUUCGACCUCGAGGAAAAGAACCAGAUUUUGGUGACAAAUGUCUGGUUAGAUCAGGAAUGGACGGAUGAGUUUAUGACGUGGGACCCAAAGAAUUUUAACGAUAUCCAGAUAAUUAGGAUCCCUUGUGACAAACUCUGGUUACCUGAUAUCGUCCUAUACAACAACGCCGCGGAAUACACGGAUGGUCUUAUGCCAGCGAAUGCUAUGGUGAAGUACGAUGGGAACGUGUUCUGGCCAGUGCCGACCAAAUUACAGAGUUCAUGCAAAGUGGAUGUCACGUAUUUUCCUUUUGACGAGCAGAGAUGUAAGUUGAAGUUCGGCUCCUGGACCUAUGACGGCUUCCAACUGGAUAUCACGAAUCGAUCGAACGAGGUGGACCUGACUAAUUACGUGAACAAUGGAGAAUGGGAUCUGGUCAAAGUUGAGGUACAGAGGAACGUGGUAUACUAUUCCUGCUGCCCCGAGCCCUUCCCGGACGUGACCUUUCACGUGAUCAUACAGAGACGUAUUCUGUAUUACAUGUACAACGUGGUGUUCCCCUGUAUAAUGAUGUCGGCCUUGACUCUCCUGGUGUUUUGUCUUCCUCCCGACUCCGGCGAGAAAAUCGCCCUGGGAAUCACAGUCCUUUUGGCGUUUUCCGUCUUCAUGCUGGCCAUUGCAGAAAAUCUUCCAGAGACUUCCGAAUUUGUGCCUUUAAUAAGUAUCUACCUAACCAUUGUGAUGUCAUUGACGUCACUCUCUGUCAUCAUGACCGUGUUUGUAUUGAACCUUCAUCACAGGGGACCCAGUAAACAGGCCGUUCCUGUCUGGCUUCGCAAUAUCUUUCUGGGUCGCAUGGCUCGUUUGUUAUGUCUUCCCGCGGGUGAGCCUACGUACAGGGACUACUACUCUGGCGACACAGCCCAAUUCCUACGCAAGGUGUCCUUGAAAAUGACAAUUGAAAACAUGGCACAAGAGUUAAAGGACGAUCUAGAAAACGGCAUGGCAGAUACCUUGCUUGACCAAAGUGGUCUGCCAUUUUCUAACGAGAAGCAAGAAUCACGAACCAACUCCACUCUCACCAGCGACCACUACCGCCGAACGAACAGUAAAAACCCGAGGAACGUCUCGAAAACAAAUGAAGAAAUCCUACGGGCUUUGAAACGACUGAUAGAAAAACACGACAGAGAGGAUCACGAGUAUGAGAUAAUACAAGAGUGGCGGAAAGUGGCCCAAGUGGUUGACCGUAUUUUGUUUUGGAUAUUUUUAACCGGGACACUGGUCUCCACAUUGACUGUUCUUGUGAUUGCUCCUUUAACCAGAUCAUUUUAAGCUGCCCUGCUGUAGUCGCCAACUAAAUACAUCCACUCCCAUUGAUUGAUGCGUGUUGGAAAAUUGAAAAUGGAAGCUUCCCAUUGUGAGCCGCUCGCUCCGCGCUGAUCUGUGGAUGAUGGCGGAUGGAGGAGACCAGUCUACAGCAGAUCUCUCACAGCCUGUUUAUAUACCGCCGGCUGAGGAACCCAGAAAACCGAACAGACAUGACAGAUCGACCGGCGCAAUGGCAUGACCGGGGGAAAAAGUUCCAGAUGGACGGGUGAAAAGUCAAGAGGACUUGCCGCUAGAACUUCCCCAAUAAAAGAAACUUAAUGAUUACACCAAAGUGAUCAGAUCUGAAGAGAUCGUAUUGAAUAGCAGGCCAAUCAGCGGCAAUGUCGAGAAAAAAAGGCUCCCAGCGGAGAAGUCGGAAUUGUCCAGUGCAUGCCAUGGGAGCUACAGGGCAAUUCCAGCGUGAGCCGUUUUCAUCAUCCGGAAGAAAGGGAAUCUUGAAUGGCCAAACAGGCGGUCCUGUCUAAGACAUAUAGAGUGUGAGGGGCAUCUCUGUGUUGACUUAUUUUUUCAUCAAAAUGCACCAAGAAUCCAUCAGUUAUGCUGGACACACCCAAUUUGUAGCAUACACUAUAUAUGUAUAUGUAAAAUAACUUUGAUUCGCAAUCCAAACGUCAGUAACUAUCCACGUUUUCAAACAACAAUUUCAGGUUUCUUUCUUUAAUACCAAAUUCCUUUCAGCGACGUUAUUACAUUUCUCUUUAGAAUAUUUGACAGGUUUCCAUUUGGUUUUCAGACAUACAGCAAGACAGACUUGCUGCCAUUAUUUGACUGUCUUUGAGGAAACUAAAUAAUA